Messenger RNA from Bacillus rossius redtenbacheri, 2811 nucleotides. Its product is annotated as venom serine protease-like. NCBI's taxonomy places the organism in Eukaryota, Metazoa, Arthropoda, Insecta, Phasmatodea, Bacillidae. The record is from RefSeq and is a predicted model, not a curated record. Gene Ontology annotation, molecular function: serine-type endopeptidase activity. The coding region runs from base 213 to 1445 and encodes 410 amino acids. The transcript has 8 exons. Gene Ontology annotation, biological process: acrosome reaction; proteolysis.
GUUCUGUUCGGGAGCGACGGGGAUGCACGCGCACUUGCGUCGCUCUUGCGCCGAGGGCGCCGUGUUACGUGUGUGGUAGAGGGGUGGAGAGGGCGGUCCUCCCGCCGAUAGCAGCGCGCGAAGCUCUGACAGGCGAGACGCAUUCGGAGCAGUAUAUAAUCGACGUGCGGCGUCGCGCUCCGUUCGCAGGUGUGGAGAGAGUGACGUAGGUCAUGGCAGGUCUUCUUCAGGACGCGACGUGCGCGCUGAUCGUCACCCUGGCGGCGGCGACGGCGCGUAUCUCCGCGGACUGCGACUACUACCAGCGGGUGACCGACUACGCCAGCUACUCCAUCUACUCGCCCGGCUACCCGAACUCCUACCCAGGCGACACCAACUGCCGCUGGUACGCCGUGGCCGCCUCGGGCAGCCGCCUCUACCUCGACUGCAGCAUCUCCAUACCCAGGAUGGCGAACUGCACCCAGGACCGGCUGAGCGUGUCGUUGACGGGCAAAACGUCGCUCGACGACGCCGAGUACUACUGUGGCGCGGGGACCUUCAGCGUGAUGUCCACCUCGAACGCCAUGAACGUGGUGCUGCAGUCCUCGUACUACUCGCAGGGCGGCCUCUUCUUCUGCAACCUCACAGCGCUGCCUGACUCCGCCACCUCGACCACCACCACAACCACCGCCACUCCCUCCUGCUCCUGCGGCUGGAGGAAGACGACGAGGAUAGUGAACGGAGAGACGACAGGCAUGAACGAGUUCCCCAUGAUGGCCGGGCUGGUGGAGCUGACGCAGAGGAACGUGUUCUGCGGCGCCACCAUAGUGGCGCGGCGCUACGUGCUGACGGCGGCGCACUGCCUCGUCAAGAAGCAGACCAGCGACGUGGUGGUGCUGGUGGGCGAGCACGACAUCAAGACAGGUAACGACACCAACGCAGCGCGGGUGUACCAGGUGAGCAGGUUCAUCGCACACCCCGGCUACAACACCUACACCCAGGCAAACGACUUCGCCGUGAUCCAGGUGGCGCAGGAGAUCUUCUUCAGCCUGGAGGUGGGCCCGGCCUGCCUCCCGUGGGGCACAACCUACGCGUUCACCAACGACUACGUCGAGGCCCUGGGCUGGGGGCUUCUGUCGUUUGGAGGAGAGGCUCCCACGGCUCUGCAGAAAGUAGCCCUCCGGGUGAUCAGCAACAGCCAGUGCUACCAAGUGUUCAACAGCACGAUAACCGACUCCAUCAUGUGCACCUACACGCCAGGCAAGGACGCGUGUCAGUCGGAUUCAGGAGGUCCUUUGCUGUGGCAGAACCCACGUAAUGGUAGAUUGUUUCUAGCUGGGAUCAUCAGCGUUGGAAUUUCAUGUGCAGCUGAAAAGCCUGCUAUUAACACCAGGGUCACAUCUUUCCUAUCGUGGCUCGCUGAAGCGACACCAGAUGCUGAUUACUGUGUCGCAGAACUCAACUGAAAUCGACGAAGAACUAAAAUAAAUCUCUUUAAAAUUUCUGCUGGUUUAAAAACUGCUAUUACAUCACACAUCAAUGCCAAACUGCCGUCCACCAUAGUCAGCACGUACCUCGCAUCACUGGAACAUGCAUGCCCCACUCCGACCACAACCUGUGCAACUACAUCCAGGCUAAUGCAGAGACAAAAGGAUGUAAUAGUACAGAACUGAAGCAUCUUCAGAGCUGAUAUCCUGCUUAGCCAUGGGAUAUCAUGACCUAAACUUGAAAUACAGAUUCAAGCCCUACUAUCAUACUACAGCACAAUAUGAUUAGAAUGCACAAAGCAGUUUUUAAUUACAAAAAAAAAAAUGUAGUUUCUGAGUUGCUUUGCAGAUUUUUUUUUUAAAUUAUAAAUCAUAUUUUUUCCAAAGGAAGCCAACCACCAUUAAACUCUAGGUUUUAAAGUCGAUUUAAGGUAAAAUAAAUUACUUUGAGUAAAAAUUUAUGUCGCGGUUUAUUUUGACGUAAAUCUCUACCUUCUAAGCCCUAUUUAUAGAAAAAUUGGUAAUUGAAUGGAAAGAUUUUCAACCCACAGACAUACUACUUCUCUAUGUAGAAAACUUUAUAUUUAUGGAUGUAUGAUAGUGUCAGUUACUUUUUAAACACAGGAACUUUUGCUAUACUUAAACAUUACUACUAAUUGGGCAAUUUGUUCCAGCAAUUUUAAUAAAUGUUGACAAAAUUAAUUUUUCAAUUGCGAAGGGAUGAAACUAGAAAAAUUAAUGACUAAAAUUUAUUUUAAUCUAGAUUUAAGAUUCUUUACGGAAAAAUGAAUAUUGUCAAUACUAAAUUCUAUUCUAAAAAGCCAACCUGUUCAAAAGACCUUUGUGUAAUAAUAAAAAAAAACAUUACAACACACCAUGUAGCCAUGUAGCAUGUAUAUUAAUAAGCCUUCUGCUCCAGAUUUAACACAGUUACUAAGCAAGAAACCACAGCAGUCCAUCACACAAUAUUUCUGAUGGAACUCCAAGGUAAUUAUAACAAUAAUUUGUGUCCGGAUUUGCUAGAGAAUCUGCUUCUAAUAAAUACAAGAUCAAUUAUUGUAAAAUAUAAUUAAUUUUCACAACCCACUUUAACUCUGCAUUUUAUUAUAAGCUAAAUGCUAAAAUGAUAUCCAUAUUUAAAGGAAUAAAAUUUCAGUUAUUUGAAUAAGGUUUGAGUAUAAACAUGUUUUUUUUUUGUUAAAAAAAAAUUAACAUGCAUAUAAGUGUUACAUUGUGAAUGAAUUUGUGUUUCAGAGUUAUCUCUGCACAAGCUCACAUUCCGAUUACAUUUCAUUAAUUACAGAUUCAAAUUAUGUAUUAAAAUAAUUAUUUCUUAAAGUUUAAA